Hippoglossus stenolepis (Pacific halibut) is the source of this 1963-nucleotide messenger RNA. RefSeq names its product NIPA magnesium transporter 1 (gene nipa1). The transcript has 5 exons. Lineage: Eukaryota; Metazoa; Chordata; Actinopteri; Pleuronectiformes; Pleuronectidae. Bases 261 to 1202 code for a protein of 313 amino acids. Gene Ontology annotation, biological process: magnesium ion transport. Gene Ontology annotation, cellular component: membrane. Gene Ontology annotation, molecular function: magnesium ion transmembrane transporter activity. The record is from RefSeq and is a predicted model, not a curated record.
UGAGUGUCGGUGCAGGGUGGAGGUGGCUGUUGAAGCAGCUCACAGGAUCAUUACCUGGACAUGUGAUGGACACAUAAACCUGCUGUUAUGUGAAUGCAACCUUCAGAACCACUGGGACCGCGCAUGCGCACCACCAUGUGACUGUGCACAGUGGACUUUGCAGUGAAGCUAACAGCUAGCAGCUAGCAGCUAACAGCUAACGGCUAAAGACAAAUGAGAGACAGGCGCAGACAUCAUAGACUUUAUAUAAAGGCGCAGUCAUGGCGUUUGACUCGGAUCCAAGCGCCAGUUCUCUUCCAGUUACCGGGAUACUAAUAGCUGUGAUAUCAAGUGUCAUCAAUGGGUCGACAUUUGUGCUGCAGAGAAAGGGGAUAUUACGCUCCCGGGACAGAGGGGGCUCCUACCUCACCGAUGUGCUGUGGUGGAGUGGUACACUGGCCAUGAUUAUUGGUCAGAUUGGGAAUUUCCUGGCAUACAAUGCGGCCCCUGCUGUGAUAGUUACACCACUAGGAGCCCUCGGAGUGUUGUUCGGGGCUGUGCUGGCUUCUUGGAUCUUGAAGGAGCAUUUGAACAUCCUGGGGAAACUUGGCUGUGUUUUGUGCUGCUGUGGCUCAGUCGUGCUCAUCCUUCAUGCACCUAAAUCAGAGGCUGUGACGUCGAGACUGGAGCUGGAGGAGAGGCUGUCAGACCCAGUGUUUGUAACGUAUGCCCUCCUUGUGGUCCUGCUCCUGAUCACUCUAAUCACGUGGAUCGCUCCGGCUCACGGUUCAUCAAACAUCAUGGUGUAUGUGUCUAUAUGUUCCCUCCUGGGCAGCUUCACUGUUCCAAGCAGCAAAGGACUUGGCCUGGUGGCCCCAGACGUGUUUGGUGAAGGGCCGCUGAGCAGCAGAGCUCUGGCUCUCUUCCUGGGCUUGCUGGGGACGCUGGCUGUCAGCAUCCUCAUCCAGUUCUUCUACAUCAAUAAGGCCCUGGAGUGUUUCAGCUCCAACACGUUCGAGGCCAUUUACUAUGUGACGUUCACGUCCACUGUGAUUCUCGCCUCUGCUCUGCUCUUCAAAGAGUGGACUGCGCUAACUUUAACCGACUGCCUUGCCAUGCUAUGUGGUUUAACAACAGUGUGUGUCGGGGUCGUGUUACUACGCAUUUCCCAGGAGGCUUUGAUUACCUGGAGGAAGAAGGAGGCACGAGAAAAGACAGACUGAUUGAGAUGUUUGCUACUUUACAUGACUGUAAAGAGUUUAUACUUAUUUUGUACCAUAUUAACGACAGGUUCAUGACCAAAGCUUCAGUGUAUUUAUAACUAGUUUCUCUUAACAUUAUAAUUAUGCAGUUUCUUAUGGAACAGGUCUUACAGUGUAAUCCUCAAACAUCACAAACAGUAAAACACAUUCCUGAGUCUCCACGAGUCUCCAUCCUCAUGGAGAUUGUUUUUCACUUCAGGUGAGCUCAAACACAAAUAAUUCUACAAACUAUUCCGUUUACUUAUAUCUACAGUUUUCCUCUCGUGUCUUUAAAAGGUCCCUUAUUCUCUCCUUUCUGCUGAGGCCAGACUGUCUCAGUGUAGGAUCACCCACACUUUGACUUCUUCAGUCUGCCUGUCAAUCAAUCAGUGACACUUCUGAAGUGGUCUCUUGUUCUUUACAACAUGAGGAUCAACAAUGAAUGAGUGUUUUGUCUAAUGGAUGAUUUGUAAAGCGGAUACACCAAAUGUGAACUACUGAUUACUGACCAAUAAUUGUUUUAUCGAGAUGUUAAAUGUGGCUACAAGUUAUGGCUACAAUUUGGGGAUUUUUUAUUAUUUUCAUAAUCAUGAACUGUUUACAGUAAUUUCUGUGUCAGAGAUGGUUGAAUGGUGAUGCUUUGUGACCUGAGCAGCUAAUUGUCCUUACAUGGGGCCUAUUUUUGUGUUUAAUGUGUUUGGUUCAAUUUGUUUCAUUUUAAAGGAAUAAAACUGAAACAUUCA